Fusarium tjaetaba is the source of this 1344-nucleotide messenger RNA. Its product is annotated as mannose-1-phosphate guanylyltransferase. The transcript is spliced from 3 exons. Lineage: Eukaryota; Fungi; Ascomycota; Sordariomycetes; Hypocreales; Nectriaceae. Gene Ontology annotation, biological process: biosynthetic process. Bases 1 to 1344 code for a protein of 447 amino acids. The record is from RefSeq and is a predicted model, not a curated record. Gene Ontology annotation, cellular component: cytoplasm.
AUGUCCCUCCACGUCCCCAUGGCCCAUCGCACCAAGGACCAGGGCGCCACAAAGGCCGUCAUCCUGGUCGGUGGUCCUUCCCGCGGCACUCGUUUCCGCCCUCUCUCCCUCGACGUGCCCAAGCCUCUAUUCGAAGUCGCUGGCCAUCCCAUCAUCUGGCACUGCCUCUCCUCCAUCGCUCGCGUCCCCAACAAGCAGAUCCAGGAGGUCUACAUCAUCGGCUACUACGACGAAUCUGUCUUCCGCGACUUCAUCAAGGACUCCGCCAAGGAGUUCCCCGCCAUCACUAUCAAGUACCUCCGCGAGUAUGAGGCUCUUGGAACCGCUGGCGGUCUCUACCACUUCCGUGAUGCUAUCCUCAAGGGUCGCCCCGAGCGUCUCUUUGUUCUCAACGCCGAUGUUUGCUGUUCGUUCCCUCUUGACGAGAUGCUCAAGCUUUUCAACGAUAAGGAUGCUGAGGCUGUCAUCCUCGGAACACGUGUGAGCGAUGAGGCAGCGACAAACUUCGGUUGCAUUGUCUCCGAUUCUCACACCCGUCGUGUUCUGCAUUACGUCGAGAAGCCCGAGUCACGAAUCAGCAACCUGAUCAACUGUGGUGUCUACCUUUUCUCCACCGAGGCAAUCUUCCCCUCUAUCCGCUCCGCCAUCAAGCGCCGCCUCGACCGACCCUCUCGUCUCGUCUCCUACCCCUCUUCCGAUAACCUCGAAAACAGCUUCGUCCUUCCUGAUGACGACGAUGAUGACGAAGAGAAGAAGAGCGGAGUUAUUCGCCUGGAGCAGGAUAUCCUCUCUGAUAUGGCCGACAACAAGCAGUUCUACGUUUACGAGACCAAGGACUUCUGGCGCCAGAUCAAGACUGCUGGCUCUGCUGUCCCUGCCAACGCUCUCUACCUCCAAAAGGCUGCGCAAUCCGACCACAGCGAAGAGCUUGCCACUCCUAGCGCAAACAUAGUCCCUCCUGUCUUCAUUCACCCUACAGCUGAAGUGCACCCCACUGCUAAGCUCGGCCCCAAUGUAAGCAUUGGCCCCCGUGCUCACAUUGGCGCUGGCGCCCGUGUCAAGGAGAGUAUCGUGCUCGAGGACUGCGAGAUCAAGCACGACGCUUGCGUUCUCUACUCCAUCAUUGGCUGGGGUAGCCGCGUUGGCGCCUGGGCUCGAGUUGAGGGUACCCCUACCCCCGUUGGCAGCCACUCGACCAGCAUCAUCAAGAAUGGUGUCAAGGUCCAGAGCAUUACCAUCCUUGGCAAGGACUGUGGUGUCGGCGAUGAGGUCCGCGUGCAGAACUGUGUCUGCUUGCCCUACAAGGAGUUGAAGAGGGAUGUCACCAACGAAGUCAUUAUGUAA